AUGGGGGCUCGUUGCUCUAAAUUCUCUUUCUGUUGGUUCCACUCUCACCUCAAUCCUUCUGUUCUUGAUUCAUCUGACCAAGAAAAUGGUGGCAAGAGUGAAAAGAAUUUGUGGCCUAGUUUUAGUGAGUACAGUUUGGAAGAAUUGAAGGCUGCUACAGAUGGAUUCUCCUCAGACAACAUAGUCUCUGAGCAUGGUGAGAAAGCUCCAAAUGUUGUCUAUAAAGGGAAACUUGAGAAUGGACAGUUUAUCGCCAUCAAACGUUUCAACAAGUUCGCUUGGCCCGAUUCUCGCCAGUUCAUUGAAGAAUCUAAACAAGUGGGGAGUCUUAGAAGUGAACGUUUGGCGAAUUUGAUUGGUUGUUGCUAUGAAGGGGAUGAGAGGCUACUAGUGGCAGAGUUUAUGCCACAUGAAACUCUUGCUAAGCAUCUCUUUCAUUGGGAGGCACAGCCCAUGAAAUGGGCAAUGAGGUUGAGGGUGGCAUACUAUUUAGCUCAAGCUCUUGAGUAUUGCACAAGUAAAGGAAGGGGUUUGUAUCAUGAUCUCAAUGCCUACAGGAUCUUGUUUGAUCAGGAUGGUAAUCCCAGGUUAUCUUGCUUUGGACUUAUGAAGAACAGCAGAGAUGGCAAGAGUUACAGUACAAACUUGGCUUUCACGCCUCCUGAGUACUUGAGAACAGGUAGAGUGACAGCAGAGAGUGUGGUUUACAGUUUUGGAACUCUGUUGCUUGAUCUCUUGAGUGGUAAACAUAUUCCACCAAGCCAUGCACUAGACCUUAUUCGUGGCAAAAACUAUUUGAUGUUGAUGGAUUCUGCAUUAGAGGGUCAUUUUUCAAAGGAUGAUGGAACUGAGUUAGUUCGUUUGGCUUCUCGUUGUCUACAAUAUGAAGCUCGCGAGAGACCAAAUGCAAAGUCUCUUGUUGAAACUCUAAUGUCUCUUCAGAAAGAAAUCGAGGUUCCAUCACAUGUUCUGAUGGGUCUCCAAACAGCAACAUCAACAAAACCAUUGUCAUUGACAUCUUUUGGUGAAUCAUGCUUGAGAUUGGAUCUUACUGCCAUACAUGCAAUAUUAGAGAAGACUGGUUACAAGGACGAUGAAGGAAUUGCCAAUGAGCUUUCCUUUCAGUUGUGGACUAGUCAAAUGCAAGAGACCUUGAAUUUGAAGAAGCAUGGAGAUGCUGCUUUUAGAGCUAAGGACUUCGUCACCUCCAUUGACUGCUACACACAAUUCAUAGAUGGAGGGACCAUGGUGUCACCUACAGUGUAUGCAAGGCGCUGCUUGUCAUAUUUGAUGAAUGACAUGCCACAGGAAGCUCUGGGGGAUGCUAUGCAAGCUCAAGUGGUAUCUCCUGAAUGGCCUACUGCUUUGUAUCUUCAAGCAACUUGCCUUUUCAGCCUUGGAAUGGAAAAUGAUGCACAGGAGACUCUCAAAGAUGGGACUAACAUGGAAGCUAAAAAGCACAAAAACUGA
This is a messenger RNA of Vicia faba (fava bean), 1470 nucleotides long. The record is from the annotation of a GenBank genome assembly. NCBI's taxonomy places the organism in Eukaryota, Viridiplantae, Streptophyta, Magnoliopsida, Fabales, Fabaceae.